Messenger RNA from Anguilla anguilla (European eel), 355 nucleotides. Its product is annotated as ranBP-type and C3HC4-type zinc finger-containing protein 1-like. Gene Ontology annotation, cellular component: LUBAC complex. NCBI's taxonomy places the organism in Eukaryota, Metazoa, Chordata, Actinopteri, Anguilliformes, Anguillidae. Gene Ontology annotation, molecular function: ubiquitin-protein transferase activity; ubiquitin binding. Bases 35 to 355 code for a protein of 106 amino acids. The record is from RefSeq and is a predicted model, not a curated record. The transcript is spliced from 4 exons. Gene Ontology annotation, biological process: protein linear polyubiquitination; proteasome-mediated ubiquitin-dependent protein catabolic process; positive regulation of canonical NF-kappaB signal transduction.
CUUCUGCAGAGACUGCCUGCGGUCGGUGAUCCUGAUGUGCGAGGAGCCGGAGGUGGCGUGCCCGUACCGCGACGACUCCUACGCCUGCGACUGCACGCUGCAGGAGAGGGAGAUCCGCGCGCUGGUGUCGGGGGAGGAGUACGAACGCUGGCUGCGGAGGGGUCUGUCUGUGGCCGAAUCUCGCUGUGAGAGCAGCUACCACUGCGCCAGCCUGGACUGCCCUGGCUGGUGUGAGUACGAGGACACGGUCAACACCUUCCACUGCCCCGUGUGCGGCAAGCACAACUGCCUGCUCUGCAAGGUACCUCACACACACACACACACACACGCGCACGUGCAUGCACACAUUGCCUGA